GUUCUGAACAAGGUAGAUUAAUAACUGGGACUUGCUUGUUGCAGGAGGUCUGCUUGGCGGUGAAGGUCUGCUCAGCAAGAAAGGUGGGCUUCUUGGCACUGGCCUUCUCGGUGAAGGUGGGCUGCUUGGUACGGGCCUUCUUGGCAAGAAGAGUCCGAGUAGUGGAGGAAGUCAAGGUCUCCUUGGCACUGAAAAUGAAUCCAAGAACGCCGGUGUCCUCGGCACAGGUCUCCUUGGUGGGGAAGGGCUCCUCGGCACCGGCCUCCUCAGCAAUAAAGGCCUUCUUGGAGAGGAAGGGCUGCUUGGCACGGGGCUGCUUGGAAAAGGAGGGCUUGUAGGCAAUGGAAGUCUACUUGGUGGUCUUUUGGGUGAAGAAGGACUGCUGGGUGAAGGAGGAGUUGGAGGGCUGCUGGGUGAAGGAGGACCGCUGGGUGCUGCAGUCCCCGACAAGUCGACACAGCACUUGGCCUGGUUGAAGAUGCUGAGCCUGGACAAAGCCCGAGCAUCGUGGAAGGUCCUUCCUGGGGGUGAGCUGGUGCUGAACCUGUACUCGAAGCUGACGUUCAACUUGCCAGGAAUAUUUCUCUUUCUGAGCGGAUCUUCGGUGGAAACGAACAUCACAUCCCACAUUGCGUUGACACAAGACACCCCUGGUGACCUCAAGUUGGUCAUUAAGGAUUGCAGAAACCUGUACGGUGGCAUUAAAGUCAACCUGCGAAAGGGCUUCUUCACCAAUUUGGUGAGCGGUUUGCUGAACUCUUCUCUUCGGUCUCUCCUACCUGCACUGUUUUGCCCAUUAGUGAAUAUUUGGUUCAGCAUCAUCAAUAUCAAACUACAAUUUCUCAACCGCAUCGUCUUUUUUGGACUCCUUGGGAAAAUCCAGUCUGCCCUCUCCAGUUUCCCGAUGACCUUGGAGAACUCUGUGGAGCUGGACUUGCAGAAAUACCCCUUUCCAGCUGUCUUCAUCGACUGGCUCCUGCAGACUGCAGGCAUCGAUGUCAGGAGCAUGCAGUAGGCACAGGGCCAGCAGUGCCUCAGCAUUCCCAGGUGCCCCCUGGACCAUUCCCACCACUACACCAAGAGGAGGAGGAGCAAAGAGAGGAGGAUGAUACGAUGCACAGAGCACAGACAUGAAAACAGGAGCAACACAACCAAGAAAAUACGCUAUUUCUUCUACCUUACAUUUCAGCCUCACCAGGAUUUGGUGGCUCUGCCAGGCUGAGCCGUGCCGACCGCAGUGCUGCCGCGGUGCCAGCGGCAGGAGCUGCGGGUCCUGCCCGUGUGCUCUGCUGGCUGUCGUGGCCGUACAGUCACCGACAAAGACAGUGGCCUGAUCCACAAGUCCUCCCCAGGCAACUGGGGCUGGGUUCAGGGCCAGUGAUGGCCAUGGCACGGGGACACGUCCCCAGUGUGUGACCGAGGCAGCCGGCAGCUGGCAGAAAGUCCUUCCACACGCACUGGUCCCACGUGAAUGUUGUGAGCGUGCACCACGUGCACCAAAUCCACAGAAAGGGAAGAAAGAGAAGGGACAAACACUGAUGAAAUGUAAGUCUUUGUCUUUGCUCUCCUCCUGCUUUGUGAUUAGUUGACCACUUGAAAAGGAAAUUUUUCUCUUUCCAGUGAUUUCUUAUUGUUAAGAAGUAGGAAGAAAGGCCUACAAUCUAAUCUAAAUAUGUACGUAGCUGAUUUGUUCACAGUUCUGCUUUGAACUGAUCACAGUACAUGCUAUCCUGUCUUGUAAUCUCCGAGUGGGUUUGGAUGUGCUGCAUUGUGGGUGAGGCCGAUCCACAUCCCUUCUGUUACUCCUCGCAAUAAAAAGGACUUUUCUUCAUCUGCAUUCA
Anas platyrhynchos (mallard) is the source of this 1841-nucleotide messenger RNA. The record is from RefSeq and is a predicted model, not a curated record. Lineage: Eukaryota; Metazoa; Chordata; Aves; Anseriformes; Anatidae.